GAGGAGCGUGGCUGGUCCUGGACCCCCCCGUCAGUGCCCGGCAAGAACCUGUGGCAGUGAGGUCGUCUCUCCUGGCCCUUCUUGUUGUGCUCUCGUAGCCCGUCCCCUGUCCGCCCGCCGCCCGCACGCCCGCCCGCAACCAUGCCAGGCCCAGAAGCCGAUUUGGACGAAGAGAAGAUGGGAAUGCUCCGCAAGGCCUUCGCGAUGUUCGACAGCGGGAAGACCGGCAAGAUUGAGAAGGAGAAGAUUCGUACGAUCCUCAACACUCUCGGGGCAAGCUACAUUAACGAGGAACUUGAGGCUCUGCUCACCGAGAACGACGUCGACGGAACGGGGAAGUUGAAUUUCGAUUCCUUCGUGAGAGUCGUGGGACACUUCCUUGAGGAGCAGGAUGAAGAAGCGAUGCAGAAGGAACUGAAGGAAGCAUUCCGUCUCUAUGAUAAGGAAGGUAACGGAUUCAUCCCAACGGCGGCGCUGAAGGAGAUCCUGGGGGCGCUGGACGACAAGCUGACCUCCGCUGACCUGGACAACAUCGUAGAAGAGAUUGACGAGGAUGGGUCAGGCACCGUCGACUUCGAUGAGUUCAUGGAGAUGAUGACCGGCGACUAAGCCAACAGCUGCUGCCAUCUAGCGUCGAAUCGGCUAAGCUCUGCCCCGGCUCUGCUCGGCCUGCCUUCCGCACGCUGCUACACGAUUCGCGCCUCUCAACUAAGCGCCAUUAUCUAUGUAUACUUUUUCACUUCGCCCAUUUUACAUUCUUUACAAGCCAAAUAUUGUAAAUCGUUGUUCGCAGUUUUUUUUUUCUUAUUUUCUGCAAUAUUUAUUUAUUUAUUUUUUAUUUUUGGCAAGCUCUGUCACAAGGCUUGUUUCUCAGUUCCAUUAAACGCGUAAUAAUAACACCGUAUGUGAUCGGAUACAUUAUCUGACCUACGCGACAAGAAGCUUAUCUAAUAAUCAUUCACCAGACACAUAAACGUGAACCAACAGACAAGAAAUCCGUCAGAGAUCAUAAGAAUUAUGGACCAAGAUGGCCAUCAUAAGAAGACCUGUCACCUGCAUAUUAUUUUUACAACAGAACCUUGGAGAGAAUAUUGGAAUAUAAAAGGAUAAUAAAGAAGAAAAUUAUCCGGAUGAGAGUUUCCCGUGAACCCUCCCCCCCUUCCCCCCCUUGCUGAUUCACCCUUGUCCCAACACGACCUCUGCAUCAGGGGUACCAACCUCCCCGAUGCUCUUGGAGGUCAUGUCCUUAGCGAGAUGCAGCUGAUACACCAGGCUUUGGUUAUCUUCGUGUUGGUAUGCCUGGCACUCCCACGAGACUCGGUGGAGAUUAACAGACACAGCAUCCUCAUGUUUACGACGACGACACCUUCAGACUAAUAACGACACUUGAUUCCUCUCUCGACACCAACAGACGUUGUCGUAAGAUGCGUGAUUGCUUUGUACAACGAACUCUGGUAACCUCUAACACAUUGAAAGUUUGUGCAAUUUAUACGUUCGUGUACAAAAAAAACAAAAAACAAAAAACAAAAAAAAACACGUAAGAACCUGAGACAUUUAUACACAACCGCCCAAUUACACAGUGCUUGUAACAAAAGAAACUGCUGUUCACUUCACGCACCGGAACACAACCCGAAACCGACUCGACAAGACAAUCAAAACAAAAGAGGGACAAGAAGCGCAAACUGACCAAGAGUACCAACCCUUCCGCCGCCACGAGCCACAUGGGACCAUCGAGGACAAUAAUAUUUAUUAUCUUCGUGUGUGUGAAUUAAUUUAUAUAUAUAUAUAUAUAUAUAUAUAUAUAUAUAUGUAUAUAUAUUAUUUAUUUAUUAUUUUUUAUUACUAUUAUUAUGAUUUUUUUUGUGUGUUUAAUGGGGGAGAAGGGGAACCACUCGUAAAUACGUCCGAUUGUCUAUUUUUUACUUUCACUUCUCUUGGCGAUUAAGGAAGCAUAAGUUCGUCUUAUACUUUGCAUUUUAUUAACUAACUGUGGUUCAUUAUUCUUUACGUUAGCGGAGGUGACAAUCCCAGGACACCUCUCUCUAGGCCCUUUCACUGCACGCGCCAUCUUCCGCAGGAGAUUCUGUCAUUUUUUUUCCGCCAUUGGAGAAAUAAACUGCCAUUUAC
Molecule: messenger RNA, 2127 nt
Organism: Penaeus chinensis
Lineage: Eukaryota; Metazoa; Arthropoda; Malacostraca; Decapoda; Penaeidae
Product: troponin C-like
Exons: 7
Coding region: 142-609 (155 amino acids)
Molecular function (GO): enzyme regulator activity; calcium ion binding
Source: RefSeq, a predicted model, not a curated record